UUUUUUUACCAUACUUUUGCUUUGUCUCAAUCACAUGGAAGUCAGUUAUUUGACCCAGUCUUUCACGUUCACCUUCAGGUUCAAUCUCAUCCGCUUUGCAUCGGAGGUGGUUUCAUGGAAACCAAGCUUAACGUCGACAUCAGAUGACAGCUGUCAAGAUGCAGUUGAAUGGGUUUCGGAUUUUGACGCCAAUGGAAGCACGAGUACAUUAAGUGCCCUUCAGCUGGCAUUUGAGGAUUUAGAAGUGCAAGGGAUAUAUCUCCUCACUGAUGGAAAGCCGGUUAGUUCAACAGAUCAAUGAUUUACUCCAGAAUGUCCUGAAAUAAUUAAAGAGCUGCGGCAAUGUUUUGUGGCCGCCGCCCGUUGCGUUUCGUUCGAGAUGGUUUUCGCGUGCUUUCCCACUCGACUAACCCUGAAAAAAUGACUCUUAGUUCACACGAUUUUCUUUUCUCUUGUUUAAACAUACAACGUGAACGAUCAUCACCUUUAUGAACGCAACUUAGGUAGCUGCGAAAACGAAGCCUGCCUAAACUGCCCAGGUGGAGUUCAUAACUGUGUUGAUUUCUCAAGUUGUAUAGCUUUC
Molecule: messenger RNA, 583 nt
Organism: Orbicella faveolata
Lineage: Eukaryota; Metazoa; Cnidaria; Anthozoa; Scleractinia; Merulinidae
Product: von Willebrand factor A domain-containing protein 3A-like
Source: RefSeq, a predicted model, not a curated record